This is a messenger RNA of Anopheles darlingi, 1441 nucleotides long. RefSeq names its product transmembrane ascorbate-dependent reductase CYB561. Bases 300 to 1055 code for a protein of 251 amino acids. Gene Ontology annotation, molecular function: oxidoreductase activity. Lineage: Eukaryota; Metazoa; Arthropoda; Insecta; Diptera; Culicidae. The record is from RefSeq and is a predicted model, not a curated record. The transcript is spliced from 5 exons.
GUGUGCCACCAGGCAUGACUGUUGAGCACAGAACCCCCAAAAACCACCCCAAAAACUCGUGUUACUCCGAUUAGAACAUAUCAACUAAUGGCCGAACAGGGGUAAACGAAUGGUUCGGAUAUAAUCGACACCGAGUGUGUAUCAACAGUUGGUGCAACAGAUGAGCGUCACUCACCUUAUCUUUAGCUAGUGCUUCCUACAAACAACAGGUUACAUCGUUCUUAUCGAGCGCUAUUCUAAGGCUUCUCCAGCGGAAUCAAUCAAACAAGUAACUUCCAUCAGCCAUCGGGGUUAGCACCAUGGACAACAACAGCCCACCACCGCCGUCGGCACUCAACAAUUUCCGAGUGCUGUACCUGGUGACGCAGCUCGUCGGCAUCACGAUCAUCAUACUGGUGAGCUGCUGGAUCGGUAUCCAUCUGAAUGGCUUGGCCUGGACCUCGCAGCCGGGAAUACAGUUCAACUGGCAUCCGCUGCUCAUGUCCGUUGGCAUGAUCUUCCUGUACGGCAACUCGAUACUGAUCUACCGUGGAUUCCGGUACGCGCGCAAGAAGGCACUCAAGAUUACGCACGCCACCAUCCAUGGGGCGGCGUUCGUGUUUACUGUCAUCGCACUGGUGGCCGUGUUUGAUUCGCACAACCUCGCCAGACCGGCACCCAUUCCGAACAUGUAUACGCUCCACUCCUGGGUUGGUCUUUCCGCCGUUCUGCUGUUCUCGCUGCAAUACGUGUUCGGAUUCGUGUCCUAUCUGUUUCCGGGAGUUCGGGAGCAACUGCGCUCCUCCUAUAUGCCGGUGCACGUUUUCUUCGGAAUUGCUGGAUUCGUGAUGGCGAUCGCAGCCGCCCUGUUGGGUCUUCUGGAGAAGGCCAUCUUCUCGCUACCCAACUACUCAGCGCUACCGGCACAAGCCAUUCUGAUCAACGCGAUCGGUCUGAUGUACAUCCUGUACGGUGGGCUGGUCGUGUUUCUAGUCACCGAGCGCCAGUACAAGCGGCAUCCACUCCCCGAGGACGUCAUGCUGCUGACGCACAGCUCCAGCACCGGUACCUCAUAAGCGGUGACAUAGCAAAACAAUCCGCUGCUCACGCCCAAGGGCCAAUUAAAGGGAUUUACUGAAGUGACCGAUGACGUUGAAUGCAUUUGAGGAGUUCGUAUAGCUAACAUAGAGACGCAUCUACACUACCAAUUCCUCCAUUCUGCCGAGUGUGUGUGUGCGUGUGUGGGUAUUUUGAUUGUAUUAUCGAGUACUUAAGUAUUAUAGUAAAUUGUGAGUUAGUUCUAUAUAUAUAUAUAUCUAUGUAUAUACAUCAUCUGAAUUGCGAAGGAGCACCGGACGGUACCGACGCAUAACCGCACAAGCUGCUUCUUCCAGCAUAUUGUACAUCUCUGCGCUCCACCCUUAUACGUUUCACCAAUAAAAGAUAUCAUUAUCUAGAGCAA